ACCUUGUAACAAAACCCAGAAGACUAUUGUAGGGGGAGCAUGACAGUCUUUUUACUUUUUUUUUUUUUUUAAUGCUAAUUCUCCUUUUCCAGUGGGAGUGAAUGAUGUCAUCCUGUCUCCUCCCACUGUGUAAACUAAGCUUGUGUCAAAGUGUUGCUGCCUCUUGUCACAGGGAGAACAGUUCACUUAAAUGCAGCUGCAGUACUUUUGUGUGAUACCUGUCAGAAUCAUUCCCAGUGCGAGGUUGGGUUUGUGACCAUGAUGCCGAGAUUGGUCUUUCUCCUUUUCUGUGGAUAUAUUGCAUUAAACCUGGGAAAGGCUCAGAAAUUGCCAAGAGUGAAAAGGCAGAGUCUGAAAGUUCAGAUCAAUGCAACAGAUGACACCGUUUGCAUGAGGUAUCUUCGACCAAGUCAAAACACCAAACUAGAAGGUUUUGUCCUGGGUUAUGGAAGCAACUUCUUCUCUAAUCAGUACAUUCCUUUACCUUCAGAAGGAAAAACCUACAUAACAGAACUUGAUGCAGAGCCACGGUAUUUGGUUUCAGUACGACCAGCACGCGUUUCAAGUAACAAGAAAUCUUGUUCAGGUCGGACCAAGAAUCAAAAGCCUCUGCAGCUGGUAGUUGGCACUCUCACCCCAACCUCUGUGUUCCUCUCAUGGGGCAUCCUAGUCAACCCUCAGCAUGACUGGACAGCAACAAGUAACUGUGCUAGUGACAGGUUCUAUACAGUUCGCUACAGAGAAAAGGAUAAAGACAAGAAAUGGGUUUUUCAGCUUUGCCCAGUUACAGAGACGGUGGUGGACAAUCUGAAGCCAAACACACUUUAUGAAUUUGGAGUUAAAGGCAAUGCAGAGGAUAGUAUUUGGAGCAAGACUUUCAAUCAUAAGACAGUUCUGUCUAAUAAAAAAGUGAACGGACAACUUCAGAAUAUGUACAAGUUGGUACCUAAUGCCCAAACACAGCUUACACUGCGUGAUAAUAAGAAGUUGGUCCCUGUCACAAUAAUCAAACAAGUUAUUCAAAAUCGGACACAGUCAAAAACUUCAGAUAGUUCUUCUCUGCCAGGAGCAAUAUUAGUACACCUUAUUGUUCCAGGACUCAAUGAAACUCAGCAGAAACUUCCUCCUCUCCUGACGAUAGAGGACAUACCUCAAGCAUCCAGGAAAAAACUGGCUAAGAAUGAAACUCGAGUAUGGCCUGCUGAAUCCAAAACACCAGAAGUUCAAGAAAUCUCUCCACAGUCCCUCCCAGCUCAGGCUGAGAAAAAACAUGGACCUGAGGAAUUUAAAUCAACGCCUAAACCCGAAUUGGUGCAAACUCAAAACAUAAUGGCUUCUAAUGAAAUAGAGUCACUUCAUUCUGGAUCCAGAAUCUUUGAUGCUUCAAAAAGUACAGUGACAGACCUUGCUACUCAGAGUCCAGCCUUGAAAUCUGUAUCUCCACCUUCUGCAGAAACCAGAGAGACAGAGAUCGCUUUUGAGGAAACGCAGCCUGUUUCUUCAGGAUCCAAAACAUCUGGUACCACAGAAGUGCAACCAACCAGAUCUGCUUCACAUGUCUUCCUUCAUGUUACUUCUACUCCCCAAACUUUUACAGCUUCAGAAAUACCAGACUCUGAUUUAGGUGAAAGGAAGCCUCUUUCUUCAAGAGUCACAACAUCUGGCAUGCCAGAAAUGCCACCAAUCUUAGUUGCAAGCCAGAGACCGGACCUGGAAUCCACCUCAUCUGCUUCACGGGAAACCACAAGGACCACGAUGGCUACUCGAAGACCAAGGCUGAAGCCCACCACUCCUUCCUCCCUGGCAACCCAGCAAACCGUGAUGGCCUCACAUGACUUUCUUCAUGUUACUUCCACUGCCCAAACAUCUACAUCUGCAAAAAUGUCAGAGCAAGAGACUGUAACCAUUCAAGCACCUUCCAAACCUGUUACAUCUGACAACAGUGAAGUGGAAUUGGCUUCUGAUGAAACACAGCUUAUUUCUUCAAGAUCCACUACGUUUGCUAUUCCAGAAAUGCCAUCAACAAAAUCUGCUACCCAGGGACCAGGCCUGAAAUUCACAGCUCAUCCCUCCAUGGAAACCAGAGGGACCAUUAUGGCUUUUGAUGAAAAGCAGGACAUUUCUUCAGGAACUGAAACAUCUGGCAUCCAAGAAAUGCCAUCAGCGCUACCUGUUACUCAGAGACCAAAGCUGAAAUCUACUUCUCCUUACCUUGCAAGCCGGGGAACAGUGGAGGCAAGCCAGAGACCGGACCUGGAAUCCACCUCAUCUGCUUCACGGGAAACCACAAGGACCACGAUGGCUACUCGAAGACCAAGGCUGAAGCCCACCACUCCUUCCUCCCUGGCAACCCAGCAAACCGUGAUGGCUUUCAGUGGUAUUCAGCCCGUUCUUUCAAGCACUGUGACACCUAGUAAGCCUGAAAUAGCAGAUGCUGGACCAGCAACAAGUGAAUCCGUUCUGGAAUCUUUCACACCUAAAACUUCUCGUCCUUUUCAAUGGCCAAGGGUAACAUUAGCUCCAAAAGAAAUACCACUUAUUCCUUCUAAACUGAAACCAUCUGCUACCCCAGAAGUACAGCACGUGAAACCUGCUCCUAAGGAAGCAGCACUCACACCUUCUGCGCCUAAACCUAGACCAUCUGCCAGACCCAAAAGGCCACGAACUAAACCCGCCCCUAAACCACCACUUUUGGAGCCCAAAACUUCUCAGACUGUUGAACAACCAAAGCCAACACUAGCUCCUAAGGAAGCAGCACUCACACCUUCUGCGCCUAAACCUAGACCAUCUGCCAGACCCAAAAGGCCACGAACUAAACCCGCCCCUAAACCACCACUUUUGGAGCCCAAAACUUCUCAGACUGUUGAACAACCAAAGCCAACACUAGCUCCUAAGGAAGCAGCACUCACACCUUCUGCGCCUAAACCUAGACCAUCUGCCAGACCCAAAAGGCCACGAACUAAACCCGCCCCUAAACCACCACUUUUGGAGCCCAAAACUUCUCAGACUGUUGAACAACCAAAGCCAACACUAGCUCCUAAGGAAGCAGCACUCACACCUUCUGCGCCUAAACCUAGACCAUCUGCCAGACCCAAAAGGCCACGAACUAAACCCGCCCCUAAACCACCACUUUUGGAGCCCAAAACUUCUCAGACUGUUGAACAACCAAAGCCAACACUAGCUCCUAAGGAAGCAGCACUCACACCUUCUGCGCCUAAACCUAGACCAUCUGCCAGACCCAAAAGGCCACGAACUAAACCCGCCCCUAAACCACCACUUUUGGAGCCCAAAACUUCUCAGACUGUUGAACAACCAAAGCCAACACUAGCUCCUAAGGAAGCAGCACUCACACCUUCUGCGCCUAAACCUAGACCAUCUGCCAGACCCAAAAGGCCACGAACUAAACCCGCCCCUAAACCACCACUUUUGGAGCCCAAAACUUCUCAGACUGUUGAACAACCAAAGCCAACACUAGCUCCUAAGGAAGCAGCACUCACACCUUCUGCGCCUAAACCUAGACCAUCUGCCAGACCCAAAAGGCCACGAACUAAACCCGCCCCUAAACCACCACUUUUGGAGCCCAAAACUUCUCAGACUGUUGAACAACCAAAGCCAACACUAGCAGCAACCAUUCCUGUGUCAGUCACUACUAGGAGUCCCUACACAUAUGAACAUCCAAAGACGGCAGAGGUCCUGGAACCCGUUACACAUAGAAUUGAACCACCAAGGUCAACGAUAGCUCCAAAGAAGACUCAACAUAUUCCUUCUAAACCUAAAACUUCACCCAAAGCUCAUAUCCCACAGGCCAAGGAUGUCCUGGAAUCUAUAACACUUAGAACUGAUCAACUAAAACCAACAAUAGUUCCAAAAGAAACACAGCGUGUUCCCUCCAAACCUAGAACACCACCAAGCUCAGAGGUGCCACAAACCAAACCUGUUCUGGAACCAAUUACAUUUAGCACUGAGAAACCAAAGUCAACAGUAGCUCCUAAAGAUACACGUCAUGGGCCUUCCAAACCUAAAACAUCACCCAGUCCACGUGUUCCUCCAACUAGAGCAAGUCCAAAAGAAAGUCGUCGAGUCUCUUCCAAGCCCAGAGUGUCACCAAGUCCAGAUGUACCACACACAAAACCUGUUUUGGCACCUACUACAUUUAGAAUUAAACAACCAAAGACAGCAACAGCUCCUAAAGAACCACAACAUACUCCCUUUAAACCUAAAGCAGUUCCCAUCCCAGAUGCUCCACACAGCAAGCCUGAAAUCAUUCCAACCUUCCAUGAACCAGAUACUACUAUGAUUCCUCAUAUUCCUGAAAGAACAAAGGCUACAUUGGUUCCAACUGAAAAACAGUUCAUUCAUACCAAACCAAAAACAUCUGAAAAAACAAGAGCGCCACACACCAAACCUGCAAUACAUCAGACAACUCCACAACCAAUUAUUACAAAAUCUUCUACUACCACUGAGCAUUCAAGGGCAACAAUGGCUCCAAAAGAAACACUGCUCAUUCCUUACAAACCCAAAACAUCUGUUGAGCCAGAAGUACCACAGACUAAACCUGCUCCAAGGACAACACACCUGGGAUCAAUUAACCUUAUAACAGUUCACGUUGUUGAUGGGUCCAAAAUGACUUUGGUUCCCAAUGAAACAUACCAGAUUUCACCCAAGCCCAAAACUGCUCUAGCAACUGAAAUUCCACAGUUCAGUACAGCACCUCAUAAAACACGUCUCACUUCUGCAAGACCAAAGCCAACUGAUAAAUCACAGACCAGACCUGCUCUUAGUAGGACCACAUUAGGACCAGCUAGAACAAAAGCACCUGGACUGCCAAAGUGGAUUGUGCCAACAACAGAUGAGGUAUAUACACCUGAGGAUAUUUAUAGACAAAUUGGCGUGGAUGUGGAAAAGCCUUUGGAAUAUAGUCACGCUUGGAAAGAGCCAAUUUCUGUAACUACAUCACCUGGCCCUCAGCAUCCUCCUAUACCUCCUGUCAAGCCUACACAAAUGCGAAGACGACCUCUGCCUCCGAACACCGUGACUGGUAAACCAGGAAGUCCAGCUAAACCCGCUGGACCAACAACACCUGUGAGGACAGGAACAUCAUAUAAGACGCCAACAGCUUUUGCAACUCCAGAGUAUUAUGUUGAUGCAACUGUCUUCAGCUCAAGUCCUACAUCAGAAACAGAUUCUUCAGGCAAACCAAGGUACCAAGCCCCCCAUGUCAAGUACAUGAAGAAAGAUGAUGAUGUGCCUUGCUCUAUCACAAGUUCUCUUGAACAUUUUCCUCAAGAAGAAGCUGGCAGCAAGGAAGAACCUACUCACCCUCCACAAAAUCCUCCAACCAACCUCACAGUGGUGACUGUUGAGGGCUGUCCCACGUUUGUCAUAUUGGACUGGGAGAAACCAGACAAUGACACUGUUACUGAGUAUGAGGUUGUAUCAACUGAAAAUGGAGCAAGUGAUGGUGAAAAGGAGAAAUCGAUUAUCACUACAAAUCAAACCCAUUCUACUGUGGAAAACCUAAAACCUGACACAAGUUAUGAAUUCCACGUGAAACCUAGAAACCCUCUUGGUGAAGGUCCAAGUAGCAAUGUUGUGGCAUUCAGUACUGAAUCAGCGGACCCAAGAGUGAGCGAGCCAAUUUCAAUGGGAAAAGAUGCCAUCUGGACUGAAAUCCCAUUCAAUUCAGACAACUAUUCAGAAUGCAAAGGGAAACAAUACGUAAAGAGGACUUGGUAUAAGAAGUUUGUAGGUGUGCAGCUGUGUAAUUCUUUGAGAUACAAGAUAUACCUCAGUGAUUCACUUACAGGAAAAUUUUAUAACAUAGGAGACCAGAGAGGCCAUGGAGAAGAUCACUGCCAAUUUGUAGACUCAUUCUUAGAUGGAAGGACAGGACAGCAGGAAGAUCUGCCAGUCAAAGAUGGAUUUUUCAGGGCAGUUCGUCAGGAACCUGUCAAAUUUGGAAAAAUAGGCGGGGAGACUCACAUUAACUAUGUUCGCUGGUACGAGUGUGGAACAUCGAUACCUGGGAAAUGGUAGAUGCGACAUGAACUUGGUGAAGAGGCCCAGCACUUGCCGCCCCCGUCCUACUGCCCAGCGCAGGCGCAGAGAUGGAAAUGGUUAUGGUACACCUGGCACUUAAGUUCGCUGACGUGCAAGGGUUUAUACAAGUCUAAUGCCAAUACUGCAUUAAUUGUGUAAUAGCGUAGGCUGCUUACUGUAGUUAUCCAGUUUUACAAAUUUGUUUUUAGGUUUACCAAAAAAAAAAAAUAAUUAUCCCAAAGAGGCUAGGGACACGUCGUAGGCUAAUGUGUAGGGAAGCUGGCUCCCUGUUCUUGAGGUAUGGUUUAUAUGGUCUUUUAAAAGAUACAGUGUGUGUAUAUUAUUUAUCACAAUGUUGUAAUAAAUGUUUAAGGCACAGUUAUGGCAGAGUUGGUCAUGAAACGUAAGGCGUGUUAGUUUUUUAAAAAGUCACUGGUCUUCUUGUAAGUUACCAUAAGUUACCAUAAGCUACCUGUCCAGAGAGAGCGAGAUAUUAGGCUCCCCAAUUACAGAAAAGACCCUACACUUUUUAAUAUCCCGCACCCAGCAAACUUGAAGCGCUUUCUCCUUACAGUUUAUACUCCUGCCAAACCGCUGAGGUAGGUUGCUAUACGUGCAGCUUUAGAUGAUCAGGUUAGUGGUGGAUUUUUUUUUUUUUAACCCCUCCAUGUGUUUUCAAAUGCUUCAGCUCCAGCAAAAACAUACAUUCAGCCUAAUGCUACUGAGGUAGGGCCACUGCCCUGCCCGUGGUUGGGGCAGACAGGUAUGUAUGUACGUGGAAUUAAAACAAACAAACAAAAAACCUGGCCUGCAGCACUGCAGCUCUUCACUUCAUGCAAAUGUAGUUUUCAGAGACAUCCUGGUUCAAAAGCCAAAUGUACGUACAGUGCGGGGGGACUUGGAAGGGUAAAUGAAAUGAAAGAGGGGAAAAAAAAUAAGCUACCUGUAACAGCAUAAUCAGGUUUGUUUUAUUUGUAAACGAAAGGAAAAUAUUGGUUUAAAGCAUUGUUGACUGGGGACAAAGGGAAAGAGCCAUAACAGAACUUUGAAACUGCUUUACAGGAAUUUUGACUAAAACCUCUCCCAAAGCUAUUGUUGUACUGCUUGAACAUGUAUGACCUAAAUAAAGAGAUGUAGUUUUUUUUAAAAAAGGUGUUAUUCAUUGCAUUACUAAUGUAUUGAAAAAAUAUGAACAGGAACACCCAGAUAUAUAUAUGGUAGUCGUUUAUAGAAAAUGCCUUAUAAAGUACAUUGCAGGUACACUGUACUGCCAAUAAAAUAUUUUUUAAUCAA
Molecule: messenger RNA, 7332 nt
Organism: Phalacrocorax carbo (great cormorant)
Lineage: Eukaryota; Metazoa; Chordata; Aves; Suliformes; Phalacrocoracidae
Source: RefSeq, a predicted model, not a curated record